AUGACACCGGAAAAAACUGCACAAAUGUGGGACAAGCUGCCUGAUCGAAUCGUGGAGACCUUUACAGACCAAACGGUUUUCAUAACAGGAGGGACCGGCUUCAUGGGGAAGGUCCUGCUUGAGAAGCUUUUGAGAAAAUGCCCCGACAUUCGCGAAAUAGUGGUUCUUGUACGAAACAAGAAAGGGAAAUGUCCACAGGAGCGUUUACAGCUAAUAUUUAGUGAACCGCUCUUUGCAAAGGUGGCAGCAUUGCGAGGUGGCGUCGACAAGCUGCUAUCCAAAAUGCGCAUUAUUGGUGGGGAUGUGAGCGAACCGGACCUCGCCAUGUCAGCUAGUUGCCGCCAAUACAUUAUCGACAAUGUGGACAUUAUAGUGCACGCUGCUGCUACAGUAAGAUUCGACGAGGCGUUGAAGAAAGCCAUACUGCUAAACGUUAGAGGCACCAAACUUAUUUUGGAUUUAGCAAAGGAAUGCAAAAAAUUAAAGUUGUUCAUCCACAUAUCGACUGCCUAUUGCCACCUCCACGAGAAGCUACUGGAAGAGAGACCUUAUGAUCCACCAGCUGACCCGCACAAAGUUCUCGCCGCUGCGGAAAUAUUCAAUACGGAAACCAUCGAGCAUAUUGCGCCUAAGCUACUCAACAACCUGCCGAAUUCGUAUGCGUUCACAAAGGCGCUCGCUGAAGCACUGGCUGUAGAAGCAAUGAAACAGAUCCCUGUGAUAAUCCUUAGACCUUCUAUUGUCAUACCUAUUUGGCGGGAGCCGCUGCCCGGUUGGACUGAUAACAUAAAUGGACCAACCGGACUACUUAUUGGUGCUGGCAAAGGCGUCAUACGUUCUAUGUACUGCCGUAGUAACAGCUAUGCUGAUUAUUUGCCCGUGGACAUUUUCAUAAACGGCAUCAUGGUGGUCGCUUGGAAUUACCUUCAGCGCGGUGACAAGGAAACGACGAUUUACAACUUCACCAGCUCAGCUGAAGUGAAAAUUACGUGGACGGAGCUGAUUGAGACUGGCAAGGAAAUCAUAGUAAAUAGAGUGCCCCUCAAUGGAGUUGUAUGGUACCCAGGCGGUUCGAUGAAACACUCCCGUCUGUUACACAAUAUCUGCGCGAUAUUAUUUCACUGGAUACCCGCAAUUUUAGUCGACACUUUGCUCUACGUUCUGAGAUUUGAACCAGUUUUAAUGCGAGUCCACCGUCGUAUCAGUAAGGGUUUCGAUGUAUUCGAAUACUACACAAACAACCAGUGGGACUUCCAAUCGGAUGCUUGUCAGCGCCUGCGUGUGCACCUCAACGCGAGGGAAAAGGAGGACUACAAAAUAGACGCCAUUGGUGUGGAUAUUCCAAAUUACUUUGAAGACUGCGUGCGAGCCGCCCGUGUCUACAUACUCAAAGAAACUGACGACACAAUACCAGCGGCGAAACGGCAUAUGAAAAUAAUGCGAACUGUCGAUCUCAUAGUUCGAUACGUUUUCAUCGGUUUCAUCUUGUGGAUUCUGUCGAGAUGGGCGUCUACAAUCUUAAGUGGAAAAUCUGAACAAUUACAUGUUUUGUGA
Parnassius mnemosyne (clouded apollo) is the source of this 1554-nucleotide messenger RNA. Lineage: Eukaryota; Metazoa; Arthropoda; Insecta; Lepidoptera; Papilionidae. The record is from the annotation of a GenBank genome assembly.